This is a messenger RNA of Rhineura floridana, 5316 nucleotides long. It is a transcript of the gene LMTK3, whose product is annotated as lemur tyrosine kinase 3. The transcript has 15 exons. Gene Ontology annotation, biological process: protein phosphorylation. Gene Ontology annotation, molecular function: protein kinase activity; ATP binding. Lineage: Eukaryota; Metazoa; Chordata; Lepidosauria; Squamata; Rhineuridae. The record is from RefSeq and is a predicted model, not a curated record. Bases 1 to 4359 code for a protein of 1452 amino acids.
AUGCUAAGACAAGGCCCCUUCCUUCUCCUGGCUGUGUCCAUGUCGUAUUUCAACCCAGAGAAAGCUUUGGCAGCGCCUUCGGAAAACGAUGGUUUAUUCCAGGGCCGGGCUCCCCUGGCCCCUCCGUAUGCUGUGGUCCUGAUCUCCUGCUCAGGCUUGCUGGCCUUUAUUUUCCUUCUCCUCACCUGCUUGUGCUGCAAGCGGGGUGAUGUGGGGUUCAAGGAAUUUGAGAACCCUGAUGGAGAAGAAUAUUCCGGAGAGUAUACACCACCUGCAGAGGAGACCUCCUCCUCUCAGUCUAUCCCAGAUGUCUACAUUCUGCCUCUCUCGGAGGUCUCGCUCCCACCCUCCAACCAACAGAUGCCCCAAACAGAUCUAGUGAAACACUUGGGGCUCAGCAGGCAACACCUCAGUUAUCUGCAAGAGAUUGGGAAUGGCUGGUUUGGAAAGGUAAUCUUGGGUGAAAUAUUCUCAGAUUUCACUCCGGCGCAGGUGGUAGUGAAGGAGUUACGGGUGAGUGCUGGGCCACUGGAGCAGAGGAAAUUCCUGUCAGAGGCCCAACCAUAUCGAAGUCUCCAGCAUCCAAACAUAUUGCAAUGCCUUGGCCUAUGCACAGAGACCAUCCCUUUCCUGCUUAUCAUGGAAUUCUGCCAGUUGGGAGAUCUGAAACGUUACCUUCGAGCUCAGCGCAAAGCAGAUGGGAUGACUCCUGAUCUUCUGACCCGUGACCUCAGCACACUACAGCGCAUGGCCUAUGAGAUCACGCUGGGAGUGCUUCACUUGCAUAAAAACAAUUACAUCCAUAGUGAUCUGGCGCUUCGGAACUGCUUGUUGACCUCUGACCUCACAGUGCGUGUCGGAGACUAUGGCCUGUCACACAACAACUACAAGGAAGACUAUUAUAUCACCCCAGACCGACUCUGGAUUCCUUUGCGUUGGGUUGCUCCGGAGCUGCUGGAUGAGAUGCAUGGAAGCCUCAUUGUGGUGGAUCAAACCAAGGCGAGCAACGUCUGGUCAGUGGGGGUGACCAUCUGGGAGCUUUUUGAAUUUGGCUCCCAGCCUUACCAACACCUCUCUGAUGAGGAAGUGUUGGCUUUUGUCAUCAAGGAGCAGCAGAUGAAACUAGCCAAGCCACGCCUUAAGCUUCCUUACUCUGACUAUUGGUACGAGGUGAUGCAAUCCUGCUGGCUCCCACCUUCCCAUCGCCCAACCAUGGAAGAGCUGCAUUUGCAGGUGAGCUACCUGUUGAACGAACGCUCCAACGCUCAGGCGGAGGAGAGCUUUGAGUGGCGCUGGAGUGCCCUGAAACCCAAGCGCUCCUCUUCGCCACCGCUGGCCUCCUUGUCUUCCUCGGUACGCCACCGCCGCCCGUCGGAAGAGAUCUCGGCCUACCCGUUACUGGACGGGUUCCAUGGGGGCGACAUGGACGACAUUCUGACAGUGACAGAGAGCAGUGGGGGGCUGAACUUUGAAUACAUGUGGGAGAAGGCUCGUCUGGGUCGAUGGAAGGGCCCUGCUUCGGCACCGCCUGAAUACCCCUCCAGCAACGGCGGGCUAGCUGUGCCAGGCAGCAAUCCGUUCUAUGAACAGGCAGCCCAGCGUGGGCACAGCCUGGAGACACCCAGUGUUGUGCCUGUAAUCAGUGCCCGCAGCCCGUCAGUCAGCAGCGAGUAUUACAUUCGCCUGGAGGACCAUGGCAACGGCGAGCAGCCUGUCUGUGCCCCCAGCCCUGGCUCACCACCCCAGCCUCUCUUUCCCUCAGACUGGGACUGCCACAGCGCUCCCUAUCGGCCGCAGGAGCAGCCCAACACCAACCCUUUCUUGGCCGGUGGCAGCGGCGAUAGCAACCCCUUCCGUGUGGACGGUGAGAUCCAAGAGACAUCUCUGACAGAGACACCUACGACGGGAGGUGAAGCGUUCCUAGCUGAGUCCCUGCUCACUGUGUAUCGUGAGCUGGAGGACCAGCAGCACAGCUGGGAUGCUGAGAUGAUGGAAGAGAGAGGGGCGGGGGAGACACUGGCUGGGGACCCCUCGGAGUUCCAGGGAUCGCCCUCGUGGGAACAGGAGCCUUCGCUAAUGGAGGACCAGAGCUCUGGCAGCAGCACUGACGACUGUGGGAGCAGCAUUGGGGGCGGGCGGCGCAACCUCCUGCCAUGCCCACUGUGCACUCGGGUGCGGUGCACAUGCGCCAUUCAUCGUGGGGAUGUGGUGAGUGGUUGGAGCAACCACGGCCCAUCCCUGCGGCGUCCUCAUCAUGACAGCUAUGGCACUGAGGAUGACUCCUCACUAAAAGUGGAGCGGGGCUCCCUCUCUGACUGUCCUAUACUGCCCCCUAGGGACUGUGAUGGGGAUGGCAGGGAGCGCAGAGAAUUCUAUGACCCACUCAUGGGCACAGCUGUGAAGACCUAUGAACUUCAAGACUACCCGAAGCAGAGAGGUGGGGGAAACACCCGCCCACCUGGAUCUCCCUUCCCAGCUAUGUCGUCUGGCUGCUGCAAUGUAAUUGUUCCUGUGGAGAUACCGCCAUUGUCCACCCUGGCUGAAAGCAAUGAUGAGGAGACAAUUGCCAUCAUCCCUGAAGCCAUUGAUGGAUACUCCACUGGCCCAGCAACCUUAAGCCUCUCCCCCGCAGCACCUGAUCGGCAAAGGGGAACCCUAGACUCAGUGGAUUCCUUGGACAUUCCUUCCAACACCAGUUCCUCGGAUGUCUGCAGCCCGGCAUCCCACUACUCCUCUCCGGGGCAAAAAUUUGGUGACAGUGGCUAUGAAACAGAGAGCACUUUCUCACCUGAGUUCAUCUUCAAAGAGGAACCACCACUGCCACCUUCCAGAGGAGAAGAAGAAGAGCCAGAAGAAGAUUCCAGCAAACUCCCAGUAACACCCAUCUCUCAGUCCACUAGUGAUCUUACCUUGUCAGUGAGUGAAGAAGGGGCGGAGCUAGAGGAAGAAUUAGGGAGGAGCCUGGGGCCAGCAACACCUCACCGUGACUCUGCCUACUUCUCUGACGGGGAGGCAGAACCCACUGAGGUGCCUGCUGCCGGUGGAAACGAGGGAGGGAAGGCCGCAGAGAAGGUGACUGUGGACGGAGGCUUUGUGGUUCAAGUGUGCAAGGAGCAGCUGUUGGUCACGCUUCAAGAGAACGUCACGCGCAACCUGCUGUGUAGUCAGAGGAUGCCGACCAUGAGGCUUUCUCCUAUUGCCCCAUUGAAGGAACAGGCUGUUCUCAAGUUGUGGACCCUGGAGCCAGAUGAGAGGCAAGAGAUUGAGGAGGAGGAAGAGGAGGAGACCAAGAAAAGCUACAAUGGGGAUACAACGGACUGCCAGUGGCCAGAAAGUGCAGAAGAUAAAGAGAAGGAAGAGGAGGAGAAGCAGCAAGAAGAGAGAGGAGGGGAAUCUGAACAAAUGUGUUCAGAGCAGGAGGAAGAAAAAAGGAAAAAAGGGGAGAAGCCCAGCCAGAUGGCGAGCCAAAGUGUAGCAGUGCCCGUUGUGGUAGAAACGCAGGAUGCCUCCCAGGGAGAUGGAUAUGUAGCAGCCGAACAGCCCAAAAAGGAUCAGGAACCUGGUGCCCCUGUGAACCAAGCCAGUGAAGAUAUCAAAGCCAAGCUGUCCCGUUUGUCUCUGUCGCUUCCCCCUCUGGCCUUGCAGACGUUCCCCCCACCUGGCGGGGGAAGGAAAGGGCCAUUUUGGGAAGGUGCAGCUUUGGGGGAGGGUCCAGUGCUGGGAGGGAGAGAGGCUGCCAUAGCGGCAGAGGAUGAGGAGGAAGAUGAUGUUGAAGAGGAAGAGGAAGGGGGCUUGGCUGGAGGCGGAGGGCGGGGCGUCCCCAUUGUGGUGAGUGAAAGUGAUGACGCCCGCAACUUGCGUGGCCUCCUCAAGUCGCCACGCUCUGCUGAGGAGGCAGCUGCUGAGCUCGACCGUAAGCGGAAGAUGGUCUCCUUCUUUGAUGAUGUCACCGUCUACCUCUUCGAUCAGGAGACACCAACCAAUGAGCUGAGUUCCCAGGGAGCCCCAGAUGGUGAUUCCCCCUCUCCUGGUCUAGCAGCAGAACCGGGACUCAGUGCCUUCCCGCCAGCUGAUGGCUUCAGUGGCAGUUUUGAGUGGGAUGAUGAUUUCCCCCUAAUGGCUCAGAACCCAUCCUAUGUCUCCCUGAUGCCUGACCACAACACAGCCAAACCCCACCUGGCCAUGUCCUCACCAGUGCCCAUGGCCCCUGCCUUGUUGCCAGCAGCCAAGAGGGUGGAGUCUGGCCUUGUGGAUGCCCUGAGGUUCUCUCGCUUCACUGUCUCUCCUGCUCUGGAGCCACAUCUUUCUUCAUCCUGUGACACCGAACUGGGACCCACGGCUCACCCUAUUGAGAACUGAGACAAAGUAGAAAUUGGGACAACCAUGCCUCUUCUUCUCCCACCAUUCAAGGACGAUGUCCAGUCGUCCAGUCGACUUACCGAUGAUGCCAAGCUACCACACACCAGCUCCUAUGGCGGAUGGACAGACAGACAGAUGCGUUUGUGUGUGCACUUGCGUUUGCGUGCAUGGCAUGGAGGCCGUUGUUGCUAACUGGAGCCUGACAUAUAAGGAUUGUUUUGCCCUCCCUCUUCUUCCCAACAACUCAUCCCCACUUCCGGGGAGGGGCUGAACUUUUUGUAUGAACAAUCAUGUGCCAUUGAAUAAUGAGGGAGGGCAUCUCCUCAAUUUUAGGGCCCCCUGCCCAGCACUGGCUAUUGAAUGUAUAACCCUUGUUUCCUCUAGGCAUCCCUUUAGCUCUCUGAUAUGUCCCUUAUGAGGACCCUCUGUGCCAAAUUGAGAGUGGGGGGAAGAAGUCUCCCGGAAGUUGCAUCCGACUGUUCAUGAGCAAUUCCCCAAAUCUCAUCAGCUGCAUCCUGGAAUGUGGAAUAUGGCUGACAUUUAAAAAAACCCUUUUUGUGCCAAAUGGAACAGAAUGGGGCUGGUGACCCUCCCAUUUUAACCAGCAUUAUAUAUAUAUAUGUAUAUAUAUAAAGACGACUGAUUCAAACCUUGGACAGAACUCAAACACAACCGUGGAGUUACCAGCAGACAAUUGGACUCCACAAGGCGGGUGGAUGAGAUUUGGCUAGGUGGGGGAACCUUUUAUCUAACUCCAAGGGGAUGAUCCAGAUGUUAUCUUUUUUUUUUUUAAAAAAAAGAGAUGCAUGUUGAUCAGCAUUCAUUGGGAUGAAGCAAUAUGGGAGAAUGCUGGAUCACAUUGCCAAGUUUUAGUGGCGACAUAAUGGACAGCCAUUGGUUAAUAACGUGAACACUCUCCUAUUGUCCCUAGCUGGUUGGUGUCUCAUACUUGGAAAA